ACUAAUUCGAUCUAUAGGUGUCUUUCUAUUUUAUUGGUUUUGCUUAAAUUCUUGAUAGAAUAAUGCUAUGAAAGAUAUAAAAAAUAAAUUCAAAAUAAAAACAAAAAAAAAUAAAAUAACAAAAAAAACAUGAAAAUAAAAUUCCUGAUAUUGCUUACUUUCUGCUUGUUUGGCUUAUGUUUCUCAUAAGAAGAAAAUAACUAAAUAGAAGAAGAUUAAGAUCCUUUUGAAGGAUAUGAAGAAAUACCUAUCUUGACAGAUGAAGAAUAUGAAUAACUGGAAGCUGAAAGAGUCACAAAUCAUUAAAAAGUAUAAGAUAUUUUAGAAAGAGAAAAGACUAAUGGUGGAUAAUGUUUUCUUGAUGCAAUAGAUGAGUUAAAUAAAUAUGCAGAAUAAUAUUAUCCAGAUAAUUAUGAAUAUUAACUUUUUUGCUUCAUUUUAACAUGUGGUGAUGAGGAUGUUCCCUCAGCUGAAUAAUUUUCUUCAUGCAUAAAGUCAACUUGCGAUUUUUAAUAUGACGCUCUUACAGAAUAUUACUAAGAGCUAAAUGGAAAUAUUUAAAAUUGUUUAUCGUCUUAGCGCAAGCCAAAACAGGCAGAAAAAAAAAAUACAGAAGGACAAAAAACCUCUAAUUCUGAUAAUUAAGAAACAAUCGAUAGUGAAUAAGACAAUAAUGAUUAAAAAUCAUCUGCAUACUUGAUUUCUUUAGUAUUACUUGGAUUAAACUUAAUAUUAAUUUGA
Tetrahymena thermophila SB210 is the source of this 741-nucleotide messenger RNA. RefSeq lists its product as hypothetical. The record is from RefSeq and is a predicted model, not a curated record. Lineage: Eukaryota; Ciliophora; Oligohymenophorea; Hymenostomatida; Tetrahymenidae. The transcript has a single exon.